Molecule: messenger RNA, 4518 nt
Organism: Danio rerio (zebrafish)
Lineage: Eukaryota; Metazoa; Chordata; Actinopteri; Cypriniformes; Danionidae
Source: RefSeq, a predicted model, not a curated record
AUUGAGAACAGCAGAGAGAGCUGCACUGAGCAGGCGCGUGCACCGACAGCUUAUGAAGUCAUAUUGUCCUUCUUUGCUCCAGACUCAAUCGGGAAAAGCAUCGUUUUUUGAACCAUAAAGCUUUCGCUAAACAGUGGGAAGAGAUGGUCUUGUGUUCGGGACUGACAUAACGUUAAAAGGGUGACUCAGUGAACAUGGCCCCAAAUUCCAUCCACUGGUUCCGGAAGGGUCUUCGUCUUCAUGACAACCCUGCGCUUCAGGAGGCAGUGCGUGGGGCAGACACUGUUCGAUGUGUCUACUUUCUGGAUCCCUGGUUUGCUGGGUCAUCCAACCUUGGGGUUAAUAGGUGGAGAUUUCUCCUACAGUGCCUGGAUGAUCUUGAUUCAAAUCUAAGAAAACUCAAUUCCCGCCUUUUUGUCGUCCGAGGGCAACCAGCCAAUGUUUUUCCACGCCUUUUCAAGGAAUGGAAAAUAUCCAGGUUGACCUUUGAGUAUGACUCGGAACCGUUUGGGAAGGAGAGGGAUGCGGCUAUUAAAAAGCUUGCGAUGGAGGCUGGAGUUGAAGUCAUUGUCAAAACCUCACACACCCUUUACAACCUUGAUAAGAUCAUUGAACUGAACGGUGGCCAGCCUCCCCUCACCUACAAACGUUUCCAGACACUUAUCAGCCGUAUGGACCCGCCUGAGAUGCCAGUGGAAACCCUCUCCAACAGCAUUAUGGGCUGCUGUGUCACGCCAGUCUCUGAAGACCAUGGGGACAAAUAUGGUGUGCCGUCUCUGGAAGAACUAGGAUUUGAUAUUGAGGGACUUCCUUCUGCUGUCUGGCCUGGAGGUGAAACCGAGGCAUUAACAAGAAUUGAAAGACAUCUGGAGCGAAAGGCUUGGGUUGCAAAUUUUGAAAGACCCAGAAUGAAUGCCAACUCUCUGCUGGCCAGUCCGACUGGUUUGAGUCCCUACCUCCGUUUUGGCUGCCUCUCUUGCCGCCUCUUCUAUUUCAAACUCACAGACCUCUAUAGAAAGGUAAAGAAAACCAGCACUCCUCCGCUCUCCCUCUACGGUCAGCUGUUGUGGAGGGAAUUUUUCUACACCGCUGCAACCACCAAUCCACGAUUUGAUAAGAUGGAAGGAAACCCAAUCUGUGUGCGCAUCCCCUGGGACAAGAACCCAGAGGCUUUGGCUAAAUGGGCUGAAGCUAAGACAGGUUUUCCCUGGAUCGAUGCCAUAAUGACCCAACUGAGGCAGGAGGGAUGGAUCCACCACCUGGCCCGUCAUGCUGUUGCAUGUUUCCUCACUCGUGGAGACCUGUGGAUCAGUUGGGAAGAGGGCAUGAAGGUGUUUGAGGAGCUUCUAUUGGAUGCAGACUGGAGCGUGAACGCAGGCAGCUGGAUGUGGCUCUCCUGUAGCUCUUUCUUUCAGCAGUUCUUUCAUUGCUACUGUCCAGUGGGUUUCGGCAGGCGCACCGACCCUAACGGCGAUUUCAUUAGACGCUAUUUACCUAUUCUCCGAGGUUUCCCUGCCAAAUAUAUAUAUGACCCAUGGAACGCUCCAGACUCAGUGCAAGCUGCUGCCAAGUGUAUCAUUGGCGUCCACUACCCCAAACCCAUGGUAAACCACGCUGAAGCCAGCCGCCUCAACAUUGAGAGGAUGAAGCAGAUCUACCAACAACUGUCCCGCUACAGAGGACUUGGACUUCUGGCCUCCGUACCAUCCACACACAACGGGAAUGGAAAUGGGAUGGCCUACUCUCCAGGGGAACAGCAGUCUGGGACCAAUACACCAGCACCAGCUGUAUCAAGCGGCUCUGUUGCCAGUGGUAACAGGAGUGGGAGUAUUUUGCUGAACUUUGAUAGUGAAGAGCACCAGGGACCAAGUGGAAUUCAGCAGCAGCAUCAACAACAACAACAGCAGCAGCAGCAGCAGCAAUUAGGAUACCAUCACAUGCCUGACUCGGGCCACAACAGUAGAUUUUACAAAAGCAAUGUCUCGCAUGACAUGGCAGCAGGACACUUGCUGCAUAAAGGAGGAAGUGUGACAGGGAAGAGGGAGAGAGAGUCGGAACGAGAUCUAGAUGGUGAAGAUGAAUCCCUCUCCACUUCGCACAAGUUACAACGGCAAAUCGCAGAGGUCACUUCAGUUUAUGCCUCUAGUGGGAAUCAGUCAAGUAUGAGGAGUUAAAAAUGGACAUAUCAAAAGACUGAGGAAGAAAAUACAAAACAUGGCACAGUUGAAUAGGACGACUUUCUCCAUUUGUGUGUGGAUGCGUUUUUUCUCAUGUUUGAGGGAAAAUCUGGUUUUAUUUUAACCCCCUGCUCUUUCAUGUUCAAAGGAUGUGAAUGUUAGCUCAGAAUUUGUUUUUAUCAUUUACUGAAAUUCAUUUGCUUUAAAAAGAAUUAGUUUUUUUUUUUUCAUUUGACAGACACGAACGUCUUUUUAUUUUCUAGUCUUCUUGGAAAAGCCCCUUUCUUUAUUGGCAGUCUUUGUGAUUUGCUUCACCACUGUUGUGGUUGAGGUUUUAUUUACUGUCAAGUGAACCCUACCAAGUGGGAUAGACAGAUCAGUUUUUAACCAUCAUGAUAAAGCUGAGCUUCAUUCUACAUAAAUUGCAGCUAGAUUUUGUAAGUAUUUUUGCAGUUUGGUCGGCACCCACACCAUCCAUGAACCUGCAACCACCAUAAAACACUUUUGUACAGUUUUCGCAGACAUUUUCUCAUUGUACAUUUUCACUGAUGCUCAGUAGAGUGGUUUACACGCCACGUUUUGUAAACAGACAAAUUUAUACAGUUAUAUUUUAUAUAUUGGUGUUUCGUUCUUUGCCAGUUCAAUGUUUUAGUGUUGCUCUGAAAAUCGAUAUAAAUAUUCAAUACCAGCAGAGCUGACAUUUUAAAGUAGCUUUUAAAAUCCACCGAAAAUGAACAACUGAUCUUAAACACUCGUGUUUUUAACUCUGGACACAUUUGUAAAUUCUAUCAGGGAAAGAACUGCGGUUCUUGAAUGUUUUUAAACAGGCUACAGCAUUAAUGCUUCUAAACCUUAGCUUACAGUAUCUUCUUCAUCGUCUUGCUUGGCAGACACACACAGACAGCUGAUCUUUACGGUCAGGCCUUAAAUACUGAUAAAAACGCCAACCUAGACUCUGCCAAAGCCAGGAAAUGACAAUGGAAAAGAAAAUCAUCCUUGUUCAACAACUAUCAUCAGUAUGUCUGUGAAACUAACUUUUAUGGAUCAAGCAAAUCUGUGUAAAUAGACACCCCAUUCUCAUCUCUAUCCCUCAAGAUCUCUCAGCAUAGCUUUUACAUGCAUGUUUUUUUUUCAUUUUUGUUUAAUGAAUCUUAAUAAGUCAUUUAGAUCAGUGUUUCUCAAAUACGUUCAUGGAAGACCACCAGCUCUGCACAUUUUCCUUGUCUCCUUUACCAAAUACGCCUGAUUGAAAUCAUUAGCAGAGACCAGUAAUGGGUGUGACAAAGGAGGUCCUCCAGGAACAUGGUUGAGAAACACUGAUUUAGGCUAAACGAAACAUCAAGAGGUGUCAUCUAAUCAUAACAUGGCAUUUUACAUUGACUGACAUUCCUAAAAUAAGCAAAGCGUUAACCGAUUUGAAUUUGAAGUUAUCCCACUGCAUCCCCCUUUGACAAUGUUCUUGAUAGUUUUAAAAUGAGAGUAAUUAACAUCUGCUUUCUAAUCUAAUUAGUCUGGUAACCAAUAAUUAGGAUUAUGAACUAUUAGGAUUGUUAGGAUUAUUUGUAUUCUGUGUAUUUGGCCACAACUGCUUUAUACCAAAUGCCUCCUACAGACCAAACAUCAGUUUCUCAAAUUUUAACUGUUGGUUUUCAACCAGAUUGCCUGAAAAUAUAAAAUAAAUAUCUUAAGUAUAAAUAUAUGUGUUUUAGUAACCUAAAGCAGCAAUUUUAUGAGAUAUUGGGGAAAAAAAUCUGCAUCUUUUCAAAAUUGUAUAUUUCACUGUCAUUAAAUACUAACAAACAUUAGUCACAAUAUUAAGGAUGGGGAAAUCUGUUCUCUUAUAAUAAAUUCACCACAAUUUUAACAGUGUCACCAACACAGAUGCUUUAAUGACAGCUCCCCAUGUAAAACUAGAUUAUGUAUAUAAAUAUAUGGGCCCUUGAGUUCAUGUAUGGUUGUUAAUAACGGUGAUCUGGCAACCCCUCACUGAACUGCACUAAAUCCGUUUGGCCUGAGUUUGUGUUUGUAUUGCUGGAUCUGCUUUGACACUGUGACAUCUGUAUUGCUGUUGCCGACCAGAAGUGUUCAGUUCUAAUGUGAAUGUUUUGAUAUGAUAAUUAUAGAAACCUCAGUGCUUUUUGACUGUAAUAUCUCUGUGCUAUUAUAGUUUUGUCACGGCAGAAGCAAACAGUUUCUGUUUCUCCCCACUAAAGAUAGUCAUAUGUUUGGGUUUUGUUUUGUUGUUUUGUUUUUCUUUGUGGAAUAAAUGUGAUGUCACGUCUGAAUCUUGUCCUUGAAGUCUGUAAACAGUUGUAAAAGUAAAUCUGAUUGAAAAACUGGA